Suillus subaureus is the source of this 420-nucleotide messenger RNA. RefSeq lists its product as uncharacterized. The record is from RefSeq and is a predicted model, not a curated record. Lineage: Eukaryota; Fungi; Basidiomycota; Agaricomycetes; Boletales; Suillaceae. Bases 1 to 420 code for a protein of 139 amino acids. The transcript has 3 exons.
AUGCUCUUCAAGUACAUAGCUGUCUUUGCCGUAGGGAUUUCUGCUACCUUGGCUCAGACAAUCGAGCUAGGGUUCCCCCAGAAUGGGGACAACUUCUGUCCCGGUCAAGAAGUAGUCGUUCAAGCCAUUCAACCGGAAUCCUUGGCAUCUUGCAUUCAGGUUGGCAUUGCCUUAGCAAUCGAUGACUGCGUGAACGGCUCGUGCCCCGAUCCUGCAGAGGCGUUAGGAUCUGUUCUCUAUGCAGGUUCCUGGACACCUGAGAACCACCCUCCUGGCGGUUUCUACCAGAACUUUACCGUCACUAUCCCGUCUUACCUUGCAGAGGGUCCUGCUAUCUUUACACUUACGCACUUGUGUCUCCUUGGGGCGGCUCCAUAUCCGUUCCUUGAAUAUCGCAACGCGACGGUGAACAUUGUGUGA